Molecule: messenger RNA, 1424 nt
Organism: Sorghum bicolor (sorghum)
Lineage: Eukaryota; Viridiplantae; Streptophyta; Magnoliopsida; Poales; Poaceae
Product: protein STRICTOSIDINE SYNTHASE-LIKE 10
Exons: 1
Coding region: 287-1327 (346 amino acids)
Biological process (GO): biosynthetic process
Molecular function (GO): strictosidine synthase activity
Source: RefSeq, a predicted model, not a curated record
GUCUGGAACAUGUACACGGCCCAAAGGCAAACGGAAUUACGGAACAGAGCACUGUGGCCAUCAAGAUCAAACCGAGUCCGAUAAUCCGAACGUCCGAGACCACCGAGUCCGAGUCCAUUGGCCGAUUCGUAAAGAAGCUUCUCCAGCCAGGCUAAUAAAAGGAGGCGGCGCCUGCGCUUCUCUCCACCAAACCAAAGCCUUCAGCAAACGAACGCAAGGUUCAAGACACCAAGCCCACGCGACACGAACACCGUCUGCCGCUGCGCACGUGUAAACCGAAGAAAUCAUGGCGAUCCACAAGCUUGCACGGACACUGGCGAUCUUGUGCCUCGCCGUCCUGCUGCUUCUCCUGCCGUGCGCGGCUCGCCCCAUCUCCGAAACGAGCACCAUCGACGGCAGCCGGAGCAAGCACUUGCCACUUCGUGGAUCGAUGCUGCGCGGCCCGGAGAGCGUCGCCUUCGACGGCGCGGGCGCCGGCCCUUACAGCGGCGUCUCCGACGGCCGCGUCCUCAAGUGGAACGGGUUCGCGCGCGGCUGGUCAACGUACGCGUACAGCCCGGGCUACGACGCCGAGGCCUGCACCGCGUCCAGGGCUCGGCCGGCGGAGCUCACCGAGAGCAAGUGCGGCCGCCCGCUGGGCCUGCGGUUCCAUCGCCGGUCAGGCAACCUUUACAUCGCGGACGCGUACAAGGGGCUGAUGCGUGUCCGCCCGGGCGGCGGCGAGGCCACGGUGCUGGCCGCGGAGGUCGACGGCGUGCCGCUCCGCUUCACCAACGGCGUCGAUGUCGACCAGGUCACCGGGGACGUGUUCUUUACGGAUAGCAGCAUGAACUACCCGCGGUCGCAGCACGAGAGGGUGACGGCCACCGGCGACUCGUCUGGCCGCCUCAUGAAGUACGACCCCAGGACGGGCCAAGUCACCGUGCUGCAGGCCGGCAUCACGUACCCCAAUGGCCUCGCCAUUAGCGCCGACAGGACACACCUCGUGGUGGCGCUCACCGGGCCGUGCAAGCUGAUGAGAUACUGGAUCGAGGGUCCCAAGGCGGGCACGUCUGAGCACCUCGCUGACUUGCCGGGCUACCCUGACAAUGUGAGGGCCGACGGCAGAGGCGGGUUUUGGGUGGCGCUGCACAGGGAGAAGAUGGAGCUGCCCUUUGGUCCGGACAGCCACCUGCUCGCGGUCAGGGUCGGAGCCGACGGACAGAUGGUCCAGGUGAUGAAAGGGCCCAAGAGCGUGAGGCCAACGGAGGUGGUGGAGAGGGAUGGCGGCAAGCUGUACAUGGGCUCCGUAGAACUACCUUAUGUCGCCGUGGUUAGGGAAUACUAGUGACUUCAAUGAUUAGUUAAAGUGCUUUGGUUUUUUUUUUUUUUUGUAAAUUUAUAGUCUUGCUAUACAGUAUUUUAGGACAUUUUUUUCCUUGUUU